CCUGGUGAAAGCGGCGCACGAGCCCUGCACAACCCGAGCGCUCGCGCGAAAGCGGACACUCUACAAGUUAAAGUAUCGGCGCGCGCGAGAGAGAGAGAGAGAGAGAGAGCGCGAGCGGCGCGUGGAUGGCGUUACAGACCCGGCGGCUGUUCCGGACUCACGAGGGAACCGAACCGGACCGAAAGUGCGCGCGUGCACGCGACUCGCUGGAAGUUGGCAGUCAGUGCGCGUGCAGAGAGCUGUAAAGGACUCGGCGUGUGAGCGAGGACUCGCAGAUGCCAUGCGUCAGCUGAAGGGCAAGCCGAAGAAAGAGUCGUGGAAGGAUAAGAAGGAGCGGAAGCAGGCGAUGCAGGAGGCGCGCGAGCAGGUGGCCACCGUCGUCCUGCCCACACUCGCCAUCCUCAUCCUGCUCAUCGUCCUCUUCGUCUACGUCGCCACCCGGCCGGGAGCCGUCCAGUAGCCGUCCCCCGUCUCGCUCCUGCUCUUUCGAUACCUAGCUAUUUAUAUUUGGCGAUUCUAGUCCCGCUUUUAACGCGCCCUCAUCCACUUUCUCUCCUUUCUCUCAGCAUUAACUCACUAGUUAUAACGAGUUGCUAGUUACCAUGCUGAAAUAACUAAUGCGGUUAAUAUGGUACAUCAAUCCCAUGGUGUCAUUAUGUCGGUUCCCAAGGCGUACAACGGAACAUUUGGGCUUAAGUGUCCGACUUCCUGUCCAGGUGUACUAAUGUGAGCUAAUUAGCAAGGCAGUACUGCUGGUCAGUCGGACAGUGCAGCACAUUAUGGCUUUGACUUUCAGGGCUUUUGAGAUGGAGUUUUGGACCAAUACUCCGUAUGAAGCCUGAUGUCAACUCGCAUACUUAUUGGCUAGCAUACAAGUUAAUUAACAAUCCAGUACUCGCCGGCCACUUUACUAAGAACAUAAUAACAUAAAAUCACGCAGAUACAAAUCAAGAGCUUCAGUUAAUGUUCAAACAUCAGAAUGGGAAAAAUUGUGAUCUCGCAGUGACGUGUGACUUUCUUUCACUGCGGCGUGGGUGUUUGUUUGAGCCAGAUGGACUGGUUUGCGUAUUUCCGAAACUGCUGAUCUCCUGGGAUUUCCCCACACAACAGUUUCUGGAGUUUAUACAGACAGGAUGGUGUGAAAAACAAAAAACACAUUGACUGACCGUUCUGUGGGUGGAAACAAACACCUUGUUGAUAAGAGAGAUUGAACAGUUCAAGCUGCCAGGAAGGAACUCCUAUAAUCACUCUUUACAACCGUGGUGAGCAGAAAAGCAACAGCAGAACAACACAUUGGGUUCCACGCCUGCAGCCAAGAACAUGUUCCUAUUAAAGUGGCCGGUGAGUGUGGUUUGAGUGAAACGGAGUGUGCAAACUGAGGGUAAAGUCGACAAGGGUGCAUUAAAACCAGGAUUGGAACGCACCGUUAAUAUUUAAUCACGUUUAAUUCUCCAAGGAAAUACCGUUCAGCUACAUUGCUCUUCCCGCCGAGGUUGAGUAUAUUCCUCCCGUAGUGCUGCAAGGGCAUAUUGAAGAUGAUAUUGGAACAUGACCCCUGCUUAACUUCCUCCCUCGAACCCCUAGAUGUCCAUUUCUGCUAAGUCGAAUUAAGCUGAACUGUUUCCUCUAGCAGUCAUGCGACGAGGUGAAACAGGAGGCCAUUUUGGCUCGGUCAGAGCCUGAACCUAAUGCCUGUGGCGGCCAUGUUGGCUCCGUACUGCGUUUACAGGGUUUCAGUUUCAUGCCAAAGCAACCGAGAUUCAGGAAUUGAAUCAGGACUCGUAAGAAAGGUUCCAGACUUCAGGACUGAACCGAAGUGUGUGUACACACACACACACACACACACACACACACACACACAGAGUAUUAAUAAUACACCAAUAUAUUUGUACUCGGUUCAAGGAGAUGCCAAAACACACAAGUUCUUUCUGUGAAAUACCAUCAAUAUCAUUUACAUUAACAUAUGGAUGAUUUUUUUUUUUUUUCAUUUAAAUGCCAAGCUACAACCUAUAUCAUUUCCCUAAUUUAACACACUCCUAAUUUAUACCUGUGUCCCAAGCGCUAGUUCCUCCACUACAUGUAGUGUUUUCUAACAAAACGUCAGCUUUAUUAUUAUCUGUAACAAAAUAUUAACUCGUAUAAAAACAAAGGUAGCUUUAUGGUCAUUAACGUUAGCUUUUUCUCUGUAACGUAGUUAGCUUUUAUCUCCUAUAAAGUUAGUGUUAUUCUCUGCAAAAUAAACGUAGCUUUAUUCUAUGUAGCAUAAAGUCGUCUUUACAAUCUUUAACGUAAAGCUCGAGGUCGUGCGUUGAGCUUCCUUGUGUCGUCUGUCAGUAUUUACCUCAGGGUGCUGGUUCACGGCGCACGCUAAUCUCGUACGCUAAUUCACUGAAAGUUCCUCCGAGACCUACAUGGGGACAUUUCUGAUCAACAGAAGUCAGUGACUGACACACACAAGCUUUGGGCUUAUGUUUUAUUUAGAUCUGUUUUUUCUAGUUUAAGAGGGGGAAAAAAAACCCCCGGCUCGUGUCUCGUGCAAAGCGAUCGGAAAUGAUGUCGCUCUAAAGACAACGUGAUUUUUGGGAGCGUAUUUACCCCCUGCGGGUCUCCGAGGGUUAACGGGGCAAUAUUUUUAGAAGACUGUUUCAAAUCGCAUGUUAUUUCUUUGAAUAAAUCCAUACGCCAGCGUUUGGGACACAGCCUGUGUGCGUGGAGUGUGUUAUGUUAGCAUUGGAGCAGAUUUCUGGGUACUUUCUGUUGCAGUGUGUCUCUCCAUAUCCCAAAAAUGUUAUUCUAAUGUAAAGACAACUUUUUUACAUGAUGCAAUGUUGAAUUAAUUUGAAAGUCAUUAAUAUUCGACGUGCCCAUGAAGACAGUGUCGUGUAGAAGUGAAGUCUGGAUGAAAUGUGCUCAUGAUGAGGAUGGUUUUAUGAUAUUUGUUGCACUAGAAAAGACCAGCAGGCCAAAGUGUUUCAGAAACAUGCUAAUGCUAACUCUCCCAGCACUCACACGAUUUACAUCUCAACGACCUUCACGUGCUGUUUGUUCGCUAAUUGGAAAAAACAUCAGCAUAAACAAGCAACGUUUCUUUUUUCAGCAGUGUUCCUUGAGCAGUGGUGUUUUAAAAAAAAAAAUUGCCAGAAGUCGCUACUGGCUCUCUGAAAUGUCGCUAAAAGCGUGCCAUUCACAAAUUGGUGAAAGGUGAUCUUUGCUGUUACUCAACCAAGAGAGAGGAAAAAAAAAGGAAAGUAACGAGAAGCUGCCAAAUUUGUCACUCGAUCCAAUUUUUAGCUGCAAGUGAAGAUCAAAAAUUCAAUCAAGAGACAAAGUGGCUAAACUGGAACAUCGUUGUGCUUUUCAACCAAAAGGGAGCAGGUUCUUGAAGCGGUUCCGUUCCAGAUUCUUUGAACCUUGGUACCAGCCAGUGAACCCGCCCACAUUUCCACCAGCUUUGAGUGGAACCAUCGCUGGUUGUUAAUGAGAAGACUCCAUAUGAACGCUCCCUCUUGUGGUAUUCAUGAGUUUGUAUGUGGAAACCACCUCAAAGCUCGAAGUUCACGAGAUGUGACGUGCUUGCUGACGUUUCGAGAAACGGCGGAGACCACGGAAGUACGUUUUUCAGUGUAUGAUGAGGUUUUUAUUUAUUUUUCUCAUUUUAGUCUUGUUUUCUCGGUAAUUUUAUAAUAUUUUCAAGGAAAAUGAUAUUCCCAACAGCCUCAUGUUUUCAUUGUACCUUUUUGUAUUUCCUACGUUACGCUCAAUUGUUAAUGUUGCGCUGAACGAGUAGUCCUUCGGCGUCCACAUGCUGCCGUUUCCGAAUAACGGGGUUCUCAUGACGACGCCACUCGAAGGCCGAGCGUUUCGUGUACGUGACGUCCCAUGUUGUCCUCACAAUGCAGCAUGUAAUCGAGGAUGCGUCAUCCAUCCAGUGUUGGACAAUGGAAGUACACAGUAGUAGCAGGAUGACGGAUCACAUCGAUGACCUCCAAGCUUUUGUUCUGCUGUUGCAGAUAUUUGUUAACCAAACUGACACGCCCAGUGAUGAUUCCAUCCAAGAACCAACUUUUCAGGUUCUGACCUGAUUUACUUUUGAUUGAAAUGUUUGAAACGGGUCACAAUCUGAUGCGUAGAACAGAACAGAACCGGCUCCCUGUUGGUGGAAAAAAAGGGUAUAAGGUAGGAGUGGUGUGGGUUUUUUUUUUUUUUUUUAUAUAUAAAAGUGUUGAGAAACAGCACCCCCUGUUGGAGAGUAAUAUCUAUACACUCGAGACUCUUAAAGUGCCAUUCCACCAUUGGAUGUAUUCUUUGGCAUAAAAUACAAUAUAUUUUAUGACAACAUGACUAG
Molecule: messenger RNA, 4345 nt
Organism: Neoarius graeffei (lesser salmon catfish)
Lineage: Eukaryota; Metazoa; Chordata; Actinopteri; Siluriformes; Ariidae
Gene: smco4
Product: single-pass membrane protein with coiled-coil domains 4
Exons: 2
Coding region: 281-460 (59 amino acids)
Source: RefSeq, a predicted model, not a curated record